Messenger RNA from Suillus subaureus, 2181 nucleotides. RefSeq lists its product as uncharacterized. Gene Ontology annotation, biological process: secondary metabolic process. Bases 427 to 2181 code for a protein of 584 amino acids. The transcript is spliced from 9 exons. Lineage: Eukaryota; Fungi; Basidiomycota; Agaricomycetes; Boletales; Suillaceae. The record is from RefSeq and is a predicted model, not a curated record. Gene Ontology annotation, molecular function: CoA-ligase activity.
ACAAAAUUUUACCUCCGAUUAAUUGCGACGAGUCUACCGCAUCCAGAAACAUACGAGCGAAUCUUACGAGUGUAAUCAUGUGCACUUCCACUCCGGACCAUGUGAGCUUGACUCGAUCCCGGUGAACGUGAUUGAUUUCUUCGACUCACCGGUUGGUCGGCUCCAAUUUUGAUUGAGGUGACCACCCUGCCCCAUCUCACCUGACCACCCUGGCGCCAACGUUUUUCAUGGUCCGUCCUGAGUAAAUUUGCUGGCGAGAUUCAAUUUCGAUCAGAUAGCGCUCGUAAACCGGUUAACUUCUGACCACAAACGUACAAGUCCGGCACAUCAUGCCAUUGUAUAAAAAGCCGGGUCAAUCACAGGACUUUUAAUAUUCUCAACCGCAGUCAAUAUCACUGGUGAAGCCUCGGGCAUCAGUUGUCAAGCAUGUACUACAAGUCGCUCUUCCCAGACCUGCCAAAGGUCCCAGAAUCCAAUGUUCACCACCUGCUCUUCAACCGGCCUGAUCAGCGGGAGUGGCCAGACUACACAUUAUUCGUGAAUAUAGCCACUGGCCAGCGGCGUUCGUUCAGGGAGUUCGUUGAGCGUGUCCGUGAUGGCGCUACUGCACUGGGUGCUGAUGUGUCGCAAGGUGGCCUAGGCCUUCGUCCAGAGAAUGGAGAUCUUGUAGGCAUACUGAGCGAGAACUGCCCAGACUAUGUAGCCCUGCUACAUUCCCUACUGGCUAUCACCGUCCCGUUUGCGCUAUUCUCAUCCUAUUCAACCCCAUACGAGCUCAAACACGCCAAUUCUCUCGCGCAGGCGACUAGGAUCUUUGCAAGCCCCUCGUUACUGCGACUCGCUUUGACUUCGGGUCUUCCAGCAGAUCGGAUUUACCUCUUAGAAGGAGAGAAUAAAGGGUAUACAAGCUACGAUCAGCUCAUCUCCUCUGCUCGAAAGAACGGUGUUCCACGUGUGCCAGUCCGUCAUGCUACCAAGGACACUCUGGCCUACUUGAUCUAUUCUAGUGGAACUAGUGGUCCUCCUAAAGCCGUCAUGACAUCCCAUGGAAAUAUCGCUACUACCACCCUCUCAGCAAUGGUAAACGGUAUGGAAAUAGCUAAAACUCAGGCUCCAUCAGUAUGGAACACUCCUGAUGGGCUACAAGUGACCUCCAAUGUCCUUCCGCUCUACCACUCUAUCGGCCUUUACACGACCAGCUUCCUCAACUUCCUCAGUCCCUCCACGAUUGUCAUGCUCCCGAAAUGGGACAUCGAUAUAUUCUUUGACAGCAUCCCCAAAUACCACAUCACAAGCAUAAUCGUCGUCCCUUCCCUUCUGCACCAGCUCGUUCACCAUCCACGCUUCAAAACUACUGAUAUGAAGUCGGUUAAGACAAUUGGAAGCGGUGGCGCAUACCUCCCGUCCCAGCUCUCCGACCAGGUUUGCGCCCGUUUCCCAGACAUACCAAGAGUUUCUGAAGGUUAUGGUAUGUCCGAAUUCACAAUGGCCAUUGCCAUGAAGCCUGUCCCUGGCAUGCUCAAUGGACGUGUCAAAAACAAGCCUGGCUCUGCCGGAAUUCUCGUUUCCGGUGUCGAAGCCCGCGUUGUCCGUCCCGACGGGUCUCUUGCGGGCCCAAACGAGCCGGGCGAACUUCUCGUCCGCGGAGGCUCUGCGGCGCUGGGAUACAAGGGAAAUGACAAGGCCACUCGGGAAACGUUUGUCGAUGGAUGGGUGCGCACAGGCGACCAAAUACGGAUCGAUGAGGACGAGGUACUUUUGCAAGCUGCACCAUCCAUAAACAUAACUCGUUUUGUGAUUUACUUAUCCCCAUCCUCACAGGACACGCUCAAAAUCUCAGGGAUGCAAGUGUCUCCUGUUGAAAUCGAGAACGCGAUCCUGGCGCAGCCCGAUAAGCUGAUUACCGAUGUGAGCGUUGCGGGUGUUUCGGGUGGGCGUACCUCGGACGAACGCAUACCCCGCGCGUGGAUCGUGUUAUCCCCUGCGGGCACAGCAUUGGGUGAGAAAGAGGUUGUGACACGACUCAAUGCGUGGGUGCAGGAGCGCCUGAGUCGGUAUAAGUGGUUGAGAGGAGGCAUUGGAAUUGUUGAGACGAUUCCGAAGUUGCCAACUGGGAAGGUGCUGAGACGGGUGUUGGUUGAGGGGUAUGAGAAAGAGGUAAAAGCGAGUGCGAAACUGUGA